AUGCCGCCACGUAUCAAUCUCUUCACGGCCAGCAAGGCCCUGCCCGCUUUCCGCCCGUCCACAUCGUCGUCCAUCUGCUCCCGCCUGAGCAUCAACCGGCCUCUUGCCGCAUCGCCCGUCCCAGCACAGAGACGAUGGAACUCGUCAAAGUCGGAUGAGAAGGAUGUUUCGGAACGGCCCAAGGCCCCGACGGAGGAUCAGUUGCCACAUAUUAGCGAGGAGGCUGCGCAGAUGGACAAGAUCCUGCAUGGCAAGAAGUAUGCGGCGGGAUCGAGCCCAGAGUUGGAGCAGGGGACUCCCAUUGCUGAGAUUCUACAACGCGAUGAAGAGGCCCUCAAGCAUAUGCCCAAAGUGAUGCAAGAUCAACUGAAGCGGUCAUCCGGCACCCGGUCCUUCUCGACAUUCACGCGCCGGUACCAGCCAGAACUCCAGGGCCAGGAUCUGCCGGAUCCGUCGGCCGCCGUGGUCGCCAACAUGAUCUCCCAGGUCAACCAGGAGGUGGCCGAGCUGCACCCCGGCCUCAAGUUUCCUGCGCCGGAGACCCUGCCCAAGACGGAGAACUUCCGUACGCGAUAUGAUCCCUUGCUGGAUCAGUUUACAAAAUUGCUCAUGCAGGACGGGAAGUUGAGCAAGGCCCAGAAGAACAUGUCUUUCAUCCUGGAUCACCUCCGCACCGCUUCGCCUCCUCAACCCCACCCUAAGCGUCUUCUCCUCCCCGGGCCCCCCGGCCCUCAGCUCCCCCUCAACCCCGUGCUCUAUCUCACCCUGAUCGUGGACUCGGUGGCUCCGCUGAUCAAGAUCCGUCAGCAGAAGGGGAUCGCGGGUGGUGGUGCCGCCGUGCAGAUCCCCGUGCCCCUGGCUCUGAGACAGCGCCGGCGAACGGCAAUCCGGUGGAUCAUCGAUGCCUCGGACAAGCGGCGGGACAGCACCUUUGCGCAGCGGGUGGCCAACGAGCUGGUUUCUGUGGCGGAGGGCCGCAGCGGCGUGUGGGACAAGAGGGAGGCGGUGCACAAGCUUGGUGUCUCGGGUCGGUCGAAUCUUAGUAUGGCCAUGCAGCGCCGGUAG
Aspergillus clavatus NRRL 1 is the source of this 1065-nucleotide messenger RNA. RefSeq names its product mitochondrial 37S ribosomal protein uS7m. Bases 1 to 1065 code for a protein of 354 amino acids. The transcript is spliced from 3 exons. Gene Ontology annotation, cellular component: ribosome. The record is from RefSeq and is a predicted model, not a curated record. Gene Ontology annotation, molecular function: rRNA binding; structural constituent of ribosome; mRNA binding. Gene Ontology annotation, biological process: ribosomal small subunit assembly; translation. Lineage: Eukaryota; Fungi; Ascomycota; Eurotiomycetes; Eurotiales; Aspergillaceae.